Molecule: messenger RNA, 2759 nt
Organism: Hypomesus transpacificus
Lineage: Eukaryota; Metazoa; Chordata; Actinopteri; Osmeriformes; Osmeridae
Product: deubiquitinase DESI2
Exons: 5
Coding region: 1000-1584 (194 amino acids)
Biological process (GO): protein deubiquitination
Molecular function (GO): deubiquitinase activity
Source: RefSeq, a predicted model, not a curated record
CCCCGCGCGCUAGACUUUCCUCUAGCUAGAUAGCACCAGGACUCCAAGUGAUGUCAUCCUCAUUCUUAUGAGGAGCUAGCUUUUCCAACUAAACCAGUAUUUGAUUGUAGAGAAACUAUUGAACGGAAUUACAGGCGGAAGGACGCUUUCUCUGAUCAUCAUAGACACAGAUUCGAUGCUCUUGGUGAGGGCUGCACAUCAGCUGAUGCUCGCGAACCGGACUGCACCACCGACAACCAUGGCACCAGCAUCCUCUAUACUAGCGUCGCUACUUGAAUUUAAAUCACAUUUGGAAUGCCUAAAAGUGAAUCUCACAUCAUUUCUGGAACAUAAAGCUUUAAUGUGGUCUGCUUAGGAUGCUACAUGUAUCAUCGCUAACAGAUUCUUCGCCUUAUCGUCGUUAGUAGCCGCCCAUUAAGUGAUUCUGUGGAUGAUAUUUCCGCUCAGGAUUCGAACACUUUGCAACAUCCGUCUAAGCGUCUGGCAGAAAUGUGCAUUUAUGAACAUUUUGGAUAACGUGAUACUAUGAUUUAUUUGCAUGUUUGUUUUUAUGUUUAUUUAGUGGUUGAAACUAACAAAUAGGUUUUGUCGGGUUUCUUUUCUUGCGCUGGGAUGUACAGGGCCGAGUUCAACAGUUCUACCUUUGACGGUUCUUUGCCGCACAACUGGAGCUUGUAGUAGCCUAUGCUCAUGUGUUUUGAUGAAGCACCCCAAAAAAGUGAAAGGACUUUUGAUGUCUCACAUCCUUCGUAUUUGAUACCGUUUCUACCUCAAUAUCCAUGCGCUUUUGGAUUUCUUAUCCAGUCAUCCUCCAAAACCUACUGGAUUUAUUUUUACUGGGGUUAAUAACACAUUGCCUUCCUGCUCUCCUUCACCCGCGUGCUCCAUCUGAAAACAUCCUUGAAAGCCCGUCUUGUGGUCAAUGGUCAUUGUGGUGCUGCAAUCCAUAGAGCAAUAAAGUCGAGAGUUGGACGUUGCCUCUCAUCUCAGGAUUAAACCAUGGCCAAUGAACCUGUCAUCCUUAAUGUUUAUGAUAUGUACUGGAUCAAUGAGUACACAUCCAAUCUGGGUAUUGGAGUCUUCCACUCGGGCAUAGAGAUUUAUGGCAGAGAAUUUGCAUAUGGAGGUCAUCCAUACCCUUUCAGUGGCAUCUUUGAAAUCAACCCUGGAAACGCCACUGAAUUAGGAGAGACCUUCAAAUUCAAGGAGGCCAUUGCUUUGGGCACAACAGACUUCACAGAGGAGGACAUAGACAAAAUCAUGGAGGAACUAGGCAAAGAGUUCAAAGGCAAUGCCUACCAUCUCAUGCACAAGAACUGCAACCACUUUUCCUCCUCACUGUCUGAACUGCUGUGUGGGCGGGAGAUCCCUCGCUGGGUAAACCGGUUGGCGUACUUCAGCUCCUGCAUCCCCUUCCUGCAGACCUGCCUGCCUAAGGAGUGGCUGACCCCUGCCGCUCUGCAGAGCCACAUCAGCAUGGGGCUCCACAAGGAGGAGCAUGCAGAGUCCAGUGACGAGGACCCGCCUUCCGCCGCGGGCGCCACAUCGGGCUCCUCCCACAGCUGUCGCCACACACGGGUGUGAAGGACCACAAACGCUCCUUACCUCUGGACAACGCCACCUUUACUGGGGAGGCUGUGGCCUCAGUAGGUCUGAAGAACCACCUGACCUCAAAUGCCCUCAGAGAGAAGAGGUGGUGAGAGAGGAAUCCCACCCUCUUGUGGAGCUGAGACUUCGAAACCAUUGGUCACUUGUUUAUAUCCCUUGGGAAAUAGUUUAUACAAUGGACAAGCUCCAACCAAGUUCGAAAUAGAGAAGCAUGACUCAGACUGACCACAGCUAUGAAGGUCUGAAGUUUAUAGCAUUUGUCUUUUCCAGAAACAUUUAUGCCUUCUUCAGCCUUGACCUUUACCCUCCUUCCAGUGCUGCUUCUGUAGAAUAGACAGAUUAAGAACAGAUCAGCAGAAAUGUCUGUUCUGAAAAAUGUCAUGUGGUAAAUAAUGUUUUAGAAAUGUUCAAAUAUGAUUUUUGGUUGCCAUUUGGAUAUAAUGGAGGUUUUAAAAAGGAUAAAGUGUAUUGUGACUUCUAGGUUUUGGCCAUUUGUGCCGCUAGUAUUAACAAACACUUACGUAUGGAAAAACCAAUGUUAUCAGAAAUACAUGACUGUGUUUGCAUUUAGACAUAGGGCCUAUUAAUGAAUUUGGAGAAUCGUGGAAACUGAUAAAAAAAAGAGACUGGUAAUCCAGAUAAUGUCUUGAGGGGAAAAAAAUAUUACUUCCAUGUCUUUAUGUAUUCAAUUUACCAGUAAGCUCCCUGAAGCAAAUACUUUUGUGAGGGGAGCAGGGGGGUUAUCAUUAACUAGUGUUAGCUCUCAAACAUGACUGACUUUUUGGGAGACCAUCUUGGUUUACAAUCAAACUUGGUUUAUGUUUCUUGAUAUUUUUCAGAACAAAAGCCAUUAUGGUUACAUUAAUAUUUCAUUGGCUCUUGUACAGUCAGCUUGGAUUUGAGCCCUCCGCAUUACAGUCUGUCAAUGUCAUUCUCAUGAGCUCUUCCUAUUGUUGUCCUCCAUUAAGUGCAUUUGUCAGGUGGCAUACCCAUCCCCCUCUCAGGAAAGAAGUCACAUGACCUGUGCCUGUUACACAGGUCUCAUUAGCAUUGAUCACCUAGACAGGAAACGGAGGUGGAUUAAUUUUAUUUUAUAUAAUUUGUUAUAUAUUUAUAUUUUGAAAUAAUAUAUAUUUUUUAUUUGUGCAGCA